Staurois parvus is the source of this 338-nucleotide messenger RNA. Lineage: Eukaryota; Metazoa; Chordata; Amphibia; Anura; Ranidae. The record is from the annotation of a GenBank genome assembly.
AGAAUGAAGGAUGAGAAGAAGGAUGAGAAGAAGAAGGAUGAGAAGAAGGAACAGUUCAUCGAUUUGAAACAGCUGUAUGGAGUGAAUGUCCCAGAACUGUCAGAAAUAGGACUAUUUCUGACAGUUCUGGGACAAUCACUCCAUACAGCUGUUUGAAACCGCUGUAUGGAGGGAAUGUCAUGGAACUGUCAGAAAUAGGACUAUUAAUGACAGUUCUGGGACUGUCCUUCCAUGCAGCGGUUGGAAACAUUGUAUGUAUUUGUUUCCAUAAAUGGAUCCAUUUAUGGAAACAAAUAGAUACAAUGUUUCAACCGCUGUAUGGAAGGACAGUCCCCAGA